Messenger RNA from Hibiscus syriacus, 806 nucleotides. Its product is annotated as inosine triphosphate pyrophosphatase. Gene Ontology annotation, biological process: nucleoside triphosphate catabolic process. Gene Ontology annotation, cellular component: cytoplasm. NCBI's taxonomy places the organism in Eukaryota, Viridiplantae, Streptophyta, Magnoliopsida, Malvales, Malvaceae. Gene Ontology annotation, molecular function: nucleoside triphosphate diphosphatase activity. The transcript is spliced from 9 exons. The record is from RefSeq and is a predicted model, not a curated record. The coding region runs from base 61 to 669 and encodes 202 amino acids.
GCUUCAACAGUCUUUGAAUUUGUUCAUUUGGUUCCAGGGCAGCAAAAAAGGAACGGGUUAAUGGCGGCGGCGGCUAGAGCAGUGAUUGUCUCACGUCCGGUAACUUUCGUAACUGGGAAUGCCAAGAAGCUGGAGGAAGUGAAGACCAUCUUGGGUCAAUCCAUCCCUUUUCAGUCCCUCAAGCUUGACCUGCCUGAACUGCAAGGGGAACCGGAAGAAAUAUCCAAAGAAAAGGCUCGUUUGGCUGCUCGCCAGGUGAAUGGACCAGUGUUGGUGGAAGAUACAUGCCUUUGCUUCAAUGCUCUAAAGGGUCUUCCGGGGCCGUACAUCAAGUGGUUUUUGCAGAAGAUUGGCCAUGAAGGUUUGAAUAACUUGUUGAUGGCUUACGAGGAUAAGUCAGCUUAUGCCCUAUGCGCAUUUUCCUUUGCCCUUGGUCCCAAUGUUGAACCUGUUACCUUUCUGGGUAAAACUCCGGGCAAAAUAGUUCCAGCUAGGGGACCCAAUGACUUUGGAUGGGAUCCUAUCUUCCAACCUGAUGGCUAUGACCAAACUUAUGCAGAGAUGCCAAAGGAAGAGAAGAACAAGAUUUCUCACCGGUCUAGGGCACUUGAUAUGGUGAAAUCCCACUUUGCCGAAGCCGGAUACAAUUUUACACCAUCUAAAGAGUGAGCUAUAUGUUUCUUCAUUGUUCCCAUUGCAUGGUAGAUUCCUAGACCGUUGGCGGUUCUUGCAUAAUCCGAGUUAAGUUUCGGGUUUCUUCUGCAUUGUUUUCGUUGGCUACUAUCUUUUCAAGCAAGUUUUAUAUG